Molecule: messenger RNA, 1333 nt
Organism: Nymphaea colorata (pocket water lily)
Lineage: Eukaryota; Viridiplantae; Streptophyta; Magnoliopsida; Nymphaeales; Nymphaeaceae
Product: protein OXIDATIVE STRESS 3 LIKE 2-like
Exons: 3
Coding region: 225-992 (255 amino acids)
Source: RefSeq, a predicted model, not a curated record
CCGAAUGAAAAAGAAAGCGAGAGUGGGUAGGCCGGGGCCCCGGCCUUCUGCCUCCUUCAUCCUCCCCGUUUAACUGCUCCUCUUCCGCCGUUCUGCUUCUUCGGGGGGAGAAAGAAGGAGGGAGAGAGAAAGAGAGGGAGUGUCUGUGUGUAACUGCGUAUGUGUGUCUUGUGUUUCCCGCCGAGGGCAGCAGUCGGAUUGGAGGAUCUGGACUCGGAAGGGAAAUGAGGCGGUGCGUAGGCGCCUAUGCGCCCGAAUCUGAACGAGAGGAGGGUAUCGCUGUGAGCCCGCCGGAUGAUGAUCGCCCGAUCAGCGAUCGGAGGAAGGAACCGUGCGUUGAUGAUGACUCCAGGUGCAGCAGUACCAGCUCCACCAGCAGCUCGUCGAUUGGUCGGAACAGCAGCUCUGGUGCUGGAUCCCGCUCCUCCGACGGCGAGGAUGGCGGCGAACCGGAGGUGCAGAGCUCGUACAAGGGCCCGCUCGAUGCCAUGGAUUCUCUUGAACAGUCCUUGCCCAUCAGGAAGGGGAUCUCGAAAUUCUACUCUGGUAAAUCGAAAUCGUUCACUAGCCUAUCGGACGCCGCGGCGGCCAAGGAUUUGACGAAGCCGGAGGACCCUUACAACAGAAAGAGGAAGAAUCUUCUUCUCAUGAGCAACAUUUGGCAGAGGAACCACCAUAUCGGCCAGUCUUUACGGAGUUCCGGGAGCGGUAUCUCGAAGAGGCAAGCCAAUUCCUGCCGAUGCUUGGUCACGCUCGCCGAUACUAUGAGCAGCUCGGAGAAGGAGGUGGCUAACGGCGGAGAUGAGAAGCUCCGGCAGCAGUUACCCCCACUUCCUCCUGGUGGGAUGUCUUCGUCUCGUGCCGGCAACCACGGUAGCAACACGUCGCCACCGCAGUGGUCUUUGGCGUCUAGAUCGUUCUCUUUGGUCGAUUUACAGGGGUUGACCUCAUCAGUGUGCUGCCCGGAGAAGCAAAAUAACGCCGUUCAUUGAUCGUGGGAUCUCAACCGUGGUGAUUUGCGGCACUUUUUCGAGUCUUAAAGUUGCAGAUUUCCCAUCUCUAUAUACCUUUUGAGGCCAUGGUUUAGGUCCGGAAAGAACUGUUGGGGGUCCUCGGAUUUAUUACCAACCAGAAUCUGCACCAGGAAUCAACUCUACAAUAAGCUUUGGACGUCAGAAGCUAUACAAACACGCCGAACACUAAACGACAGAAGAGGCAACAGAAAAAAACUUCCAGGGGAACCUCAUUCCGCAAACGGAAUUUCGUUCUUUCUCCUCCUUCAAAGAUUUGGAUUUAGUUUUUCAACUUAUGAUUCAAGAUCUUUUUCUUUUUU